Messenger RNA from Calliphora vicina (urban bluebottle blowfly), 1045 nucleotides. It is a transcript of the gene Dpck, whose product is annotated as Dephospho-CoA kinase. The transcript is spliced from 3 exons. Gene Ontology annotation, biological process: coenzyme A biosynthetic process. Gene Ontology annotation, molecular function: dephospho-CoA kinase activity; ATP binding. The record is from RefSeq and is a predicted model, not a curated record. NCBI's taxonomy places the organism in Eukaryota, Metazoa, Arthropoda, Insecta, Diptera, Calliphoridae. The coding region runs from base 98 to 823 and encodes 241 amino acids.
UGGUAACCCUGUGUAAACUUAUAAAUUGCAAUUUCAGUUUAAUUAAGGGUUGAAUAUUUUCUUUAAGAUAUCUUUCCUAAAUAUAACAAUAAAAAUAAUGUUUAUCGUGGCUAUAACUGGAGGAAUUGCUUCAGGCAAAAGUACAGUUAGUAAAGUGUUCGAAAGAAAUGGAAUACCAGUGGUAGAUGCCGAUAAAAUUGCCCGACAAAUCGUGGAGCCUGGCAAACCAUGUUGGAAAAAAAUCAAGGAAACCUUUGGCGAUGAAAUUCUACUGCCAACGAGGGAAAUUAAUCGUGAGGCCUUGGGAAAGGCGAUAUUUGCAGAUAAGGAGUUGAGAGGCAAAUUAAAUAAAAUAACACAUCCCGUUAUACAUCGAACAAUAUUUAAGGAGGUUUUUAAGCAUUUUGUAACGGGGAAAGCAUGGAUAGUUUUGGAUUUACCUUUACUAUUUGAAACGGGCCUUCUAAUGGAUUUUAUACACAAAAUUAUUUGUGUAACAUGUGAGCCUGAAUUGCAAUUGAAACGUUUAAUAUCCCGUAAUGAAUUGUCACCGGAAGAUGCUCGCAAACGUAUUGAAUCCCAAAUGCCGUUGGAUAAAAAAUGCGAACAAUCCCACUUUGUUGUAGACAAUUCUGGUUCGAUUGAGGAUACCGAAGCAGCUGCCUUACAUAUUUGCAAUAUGAUGAAGGAAAGCAAACAACAUUGGCUUAAUCGUUUAAGUCUUUUGGGAAUUGUAGGCGCCAUUUUGUUUGUUAUCUAUUAUCUGAAUAAGAUCUUUAACUUUCUUCCCGAUUUAAGUAAGGGUUUAACUUGGUAUAAAUAAUUUUUACAUUAGCAGAAAUUUGUUAAAAAAUAUUUAGAAAAAUACCUGUUAUAACAUUGGUGGUAUACUACCAAAGGCAUUUAAUUUACUAGCCAUUGAAGUAUUUUUUAAUUUAGUUAAUCAUGAUAAUUUUAUCAGUUAAAUUAUAAUAAAGAUGAAGAUAAACUUCAAAUAAAACAAAUAUAUAUAUGAACAAUCUCUGCUAUUUUACAAUAUUUUAAA